AUGUCAGCGCGCGCGGCGCAGGGCGAGGGGUCGAAGCGGGCGCAGGCGGCGGGCCGCAAGGUGGCCGAGAAUGUGGUCGAGAAGGUCGAGGUGAAGCGCUACUGGCCGGGCAAGGCGCCGAGUUGGGCCGGGGCAGCAGGCGAGGAGGAGGAGAGCGAGGCGGGCUCGUUCUUGGGCGGGGGCGGAGCGGCCGGCGUCGCGGGAUCGGGCGCGCCUGGCGCGUCAGGCGCCGGCGCCUCCUCCUCCUCGGACCGCAGGAUGCAGCGGCUAGCGGGCGUCGUCGAGGGCGGGAUCGCCGAGGAGGAGGAGGCGAAGGCGAAGCGCGAGGCGCGCGUCGCCGAGCGGGCCGACGAGUCCCGCCAGCUGCUGGUGCAGAUCGUCCAGCAGGAGGAGGCGGGGCCGAGUCAGCCAGUCGACAAGUCAGAGUUUGAGGCGCCGCCAGACGACGACGACGAGGCGGAUGAGCUGGAGCAGUUCGAGCGGUGGAAGGUGCGAGAGCUGCGGCGCGUGAAGCGCGAGCGGGAGGAGGCGCGCAAGGAGGAGGCGGACAAGGCGGAGAUCGAGCGGCGGCGCAAGCUGACUGACGCGGAGAGGGCGGCGGAGGACGAGGAGUUCAACCAGGGCCGUGCGGGGCACGGGCAGGAGAAGGAGCAGUGGAAGUUCCUGCAGCGGUACUACCACAAGGGCGCCUACUUCCAGGACGAGGACGAGACGGGCAAUGCAAAGAUGGGGCCAGUCAUGUCGCAGGACUUUGGCGCGGCGACCGGGCGCGACGCUGUCGGAGACAAGGCGGCGAUGCCGGCGCCGAUGCAGGACGCCCUCUGGGCGGCCGACCGCGGCCUCGCCGGCAAGUACAAGCAGCGGAUGGCCGGCGUCAAGGCGUCGAACGACUUCGAGCGCCCGGCAAAGCGGAAGAAGCCCGCAGGGCUCUGAGACGGCUGUCGGUGGGCGCCUUGGGUCUUGCUGGGCCCAGGUUGGGCCUCUCGCUCCCUGAGGCCCCACGUCGAGGUCGCUCGCUGUGUCAAUAGUGUUGUACCGACAAGCUUGCAUAGAUUUAAUUUAGCAG
Molecule: messenger RNA, 1066 nt
Organism: Emiliania huxleyi CCMP1516
Lineage: Eukaryota; Haptophyta; Isochrysidales; Noelaerhabdaceae
Exons: 4
Coding region: 1-933 (310 amino acids)
Biological process (GO): mRNA splicing, via spliceosome
Cellular component (GO): U2-type spliceosomal complex
Molecular function (GO): RNA binding
Source: RefSeq, a predicted model, not a curated record